Molecule: messenger RNA, 968 nt
Organism: Trichoderma harzianum CBS 226.95
Lineage: Eukaryota; Fungi; Ascomycota; Sordariomycetes; Hypocreales; Hypocreaceae
Exons: 5
Coding region: 49-789 (246 amino acids)
Cellular component (GO): nucleus; 90S preribosome
Source: RefSeq, a predicted model, not a curated record
AAAAAUUGCAGCUCUCAAUCACAUCAAUCCCAAUCACAAUCAGACAAAAUGUCUAAUUCAAAGAAACGGACCGCUGAAGAGGCGGCUCCGGCCAAAAAGGCCAAAAAGAGAAAGUCCAAACACGCUGUUGACGAUGAGAGCCUCGACACCGAGCUGGGCCUCAACACACUCUUCUCCAAGAUGGACGGCCAGCUUCUAGCAGACUAUCAUGCACAGAAGCUAGCGAGAUUCGGUGCCGAUCUGAGUCCCGUAGAGCUGUCAGAUCUGGCCAUAUCAGCAUCUUCAAUCACAGACACCACCUCAUGGCAGGAAAACAGGUCGCUGGAAAAGCUGCCAGAGUUUCUCGAGAAAUUCUCAGAACAUCCAGAGAGCUUGGCGAGAGCGCAGAAGAAGAAGGGCAUGCCCCAUACCAUUAUUGUCGCUGGUGCAGGCUUGAGAGCUGCAGACCUUACCAGAGCUCUAAGGAAAUUCUCAGGCAAGGAUAGUCUAGUUGCAAAGCUGUUUGCCAAACACAUGAAGGUCGAAGAGCAAGUCGCCCUGCUGCAGAACAAGAAGAUUGGCAUUGGUGUUGGCACGCCAGCACGUUUGAUGGAGCUCAUCGACAAUGGUUCAUUGUCGUUGGACAAGCUGCAGCGCCUGGUCGUUGAUGCCUCGCAUAUUGACCAGAAGAAGAGGGGCGUCAUGGACAUGAAGGACACCAUGAUGCCGCUUGCACGGUUCCUGGCUAGGAAGGAGUUCAAGGAUCGAUACGGCGAUGAGAAGAAGCCAUUGGCCUUGUUGUUCUAUUAGUGAGGAUGUCACGUAUUGGAACAUGACGGCCUUGCUCAGCACCACGUUUACUUUGCAUCACGGACAGCAUUGACGGGCCUUUUCCCGCCCUUUGCUGCUUCUUCUUAAUUCACAGUUGUAAUGGAGUUUUACUUUUGUAGAUAUAGACGAAUGGACAUGCGCGUGUUAUUGACGGUACC